AUGGCUAUGAAAACCGCAAUCGUGUUAACUGUUAUGAUGACAGUGGCAUUAGCCCUUCCUGCACAACCGACCAACGAUGGAUGGGGUUGGGGUGACGAUGGAUGGGGUUGGGGUGACGGUGGAUGGGGUUGGGGUGGUGCUGCGGUCAACCCGUGGAUACCUCCGUUCGUGGUGGCCGCGCCUUGGUAUCUUCAGUGGACACCGUGCGCAGCCAUUGGAAGCACAUGCUUGGAUUGCAACACAAAGCAGCUCUGCACAAAAUUUGGUGGUCUCCAACGAGCAUGCACUGACCCAACUCUUCCGUUCUGUAAUAUGGGUGAAUGCUCCGCCACACCUACUGCGGAAUGUGCAAUACCAGCUGUGAAUAAUCCAUUAAAACACACCACCUAA
Parnassius mnemosyne (clouded apollo) is the source of this 390-nucleotide messenger RNA. Lineage: Eukaryota; Metazoa; Arthropoda; Insecta; Lepidoptera; Papilionidae. The record is from the annotation of a GenBank genome assembly.